CAGAUGCCUUGAAUAACCCAGAGAAAUACCCUCCUUCCUAUUAUUACCACCUUAGCUUCCUGUCUUUGCCUUCCCGCACGAACAGAAAACUCAUAUUUCUUUUCUUUUCUUUCUCUUUCCUUGAAAAUUAAACCAAGAAAUCCAGUAUGUACCAUAAUGCUCUGUCAACAGCACCAAAGAUGUGCAUGGCGACAAAAGACAUGAAGGCCAGAGCAAGAGCAGAGGUUUAUUAUGGGAACGAGACUUGCAGAGAGAAGUUCAUGUUGCUUCUGUCCGAAAUAGGACUGCCAAAUGGUCUCUUAACAAUAGAGGAGAUAGAGGAAUGUGGGUACGUUAAGGAUACUGGCUUCUUUUGGCUUAGGCAUAAGAAGAAGAGAGAUUACUGCAAGUUUGAGAGCGUAGUCAUCUGCUAUGACAACGAAGUCACUGCAUAUUUCGAACGUAACAAAAUCACGAAUUUGACUGGUGUUAAGGCUAAGGAAUUGUUAAUUUGGAUUAGCUUAAGUGAGAUUUAUGUCAAUCACAACGAUCGUAAUCGCAUCACGUUCAAGACUCCGGCCGGGUUUUCCAAAUCUUUUCCAUUAUCAGUGUUCAAAUUUGAAGCUAUUGUGGCAAAAGGGGAGGCAGAGGCGAAGGAAGUGGAUGAACCAAAGGAUGUGAAAUUAAUUGUAUAAAACAAAAAUUCAAAUAAUUAGCUUGUGGGUAGCUUUGAUUAUAAUGAUUGUAAAUUAUUAUUAUUAUUAUUAUUA
Messenger RNA from Jatropha curcas, 749 nucleotides. Its product is annotated as plant/protein (Protein of unknown function, DUF538). NCBI's taxonomy places the organism in Eukaryota, Viridiplantae, Streptophyta, Magnoliopsida, Malpighiales, Euphorbiaceae. The record is from RefSeq and is a predicted model, not a curated record.